UGGGUCGGCGCAGUCCUCACACGGUGGACUUGGGUUUCGGCAACCACCAGUAUGCCAUGCCGACACCACAUCAUACAAUCGUCUGAUAUUUUUUCAGUUACCCUGCCCAAUUCCUCCAGCAAUCGCUUUUUUCAAAAGAAGUUAUUCCUGCACAACCUGAGAGCACCUCACUGUCACAGGCAAGCAGCAUCAAACAUCUGCGUCACUCCUGGCUGUCUUUGGUACCCUUAGCCAUCGCUCUUUGCUCUAUAAUACUGUACUUCGGCGACACAAAGCCAGACUGAUCAAACAAUCUACCCCUUCCUUGGUUGUCUGAGCCUUCAAGACCAUCGAGCACCUCGCCCGCCUUCGGGUGUCAUCAGACAUGGCCGCCACCAAGAGAUCGUCGUCACGGUCUCGCGCUGCCACUCGCAAGCGCAAGCGCUCGGCAAAGCGGCGCGACUCAACUUCGAGCCAAGGUGGUCAUGACCAAGAGCAUCUGCCGCCCUCAGCCAAGAGAAAGAGAACCUCCCGUGCAAAUCCCUCCGCGGCCUCCUCUGCUGACGCGGACUCCUGCGGCCCCAGUGCCACUGAGCCCAUGGAUGUCGAUGAGACGUUAAAUGAUGUGUUGUUCGUCGAUGAGACUCCCGUUAGUGAGGUUCCUGUCGAUGAGAGUACUGCCGGCGAGACGUCCAGUGACAUAAGCGACAAGUCCAACAAGAAGACCAAGCAGCGUGCAAUCAAUACCAAUUUGCCGCCUGUCUCCGAUCCCCGCGAGAUGUUCGUGGAGAUGAUCAAACGCCUCGACCCGGCUACGCUGAAAGAGUAUCCCCUCAAACUGAAGGUGGCGACCAUCUGCUCUGGUACUGACGCUCCCAUCUUUGCCUUGCAUCUCAUCCUGGAUGCCUUGGAGACGGCGGGGUUCGGGCCUGGCUUUGAUUUAAAACAUGUUUUCAGCUGCGAGAUUGAACCCUACAAGCAAGGCUUCAUUCGGCGCAACCUUCCGCCCGGCACCCUCAUCUUCCGCGAUGUUAUCGAGUUGGCCAGCGUGAGCCCCGACGGCAAAGCCACGACUGCUGGUGGUUCCAGAGCCGCGAUCCCAGCAGCGCACCCGGACAUCCUCUUCGCCGGCUGUUCCUGUGUCGAUUAUUCCAACUUGAAUAACAAGAAGCCGGCUGGGAGUGUGCCAGCCCUCGACCAUUACCUGAAACCGGACAAGAAGGAGAAGAAGAAUGGGUCAAAGAAGAAAGGGUCAAAGAGGAAAGGUGCCGUUGAGACUGACGAAGACCCGCCGUCGCCCGUUAAGCUCGACCAAAGCUUUGUUAAUGUCCUCCUCGAGGGCAUCCAGGAGCUUCUGGCUCUUGGAAAGGGCGAGUCGGCAACAACCUUCUUUGCCGCCUUGAAGCUGAUAGCGGACUUGCGGCCAAAGUUCGUCAUUUUGGAGAAUGUCGUCAGUGCUCCUUGGGACAUGAAGACAAAGCAUGCCUUCCCCAAGAUUGGGUACGUGGCCCGCGUUAAAAAGGUGGACAGCAAGGAGUACUACUUGCCCCAGACCCGCCAGCGAUGCUACUUGGUGGCCGUCGAUGCUUCCGAAAUUGGCGAGAAAGCGGCAGCUGCAAUUACCGACGCGUGGAUCCUCCACCUCGACAAGUGCAAGCGUGCGCCCUCGUCCUCAAUUUCGGCCUUUCUCCGCCCUGCCGACGACCCGGCCACGCUCCAAGCCCGGGCCGACAUGUCAAGGAAGGGCACGACCAAUGCCGAGUGGUCUCUUUGCUCACUCCGGCAUGCUGACCAGCGCGAGAAGAUUGGCCUGCGGCGCGACGACAAUCUCUUCAGCAAGAAGGCCAUGCGCAACGGCCGGCUCAUUUCGGCCAGCUUCCCCGCCCAUGCGUGGCCCUCAUUCUGGCAGUCCCAAGUCACUCGAGUCAUCGACUUGAUGGACAUUAUCUUCGCCAGCGCCCACAAGCAAAAAUUCGAUUUGGGCUACAAGACCGCCAUGGUCGACGUGAGCCAGAACGUCGACCGCAACGCCCUGCUCGUCACGACCAAGACAGGGCUGGCAAGUAAGCUGGGCAUUGUCGGCUGCAUCACACCGAGCGGGAUGCCCGUCGUCACCGACCUGAUGCGCCCCAUCACCGGAACGGAGACCCUCGCGUUGCAGGGUCUUCCCGUCGAUGAACUGGUCAUCUCCACCGAGACCCAGGCUCAGCUCCGAGAUCUGGCAGGCAACGCCAUGACUGUCACCGUCGUCGGCGCCGUGACCCUGGCCCUUCUCCUCGCUGCGUUUAAGAAUAAUACAGUCGAGAAGUUGCUCGAGCCGCUUGGACCAGAACCGCCCAGUCGCGGUGAGUACCUGGAAAUCACACAGGACAAAUCUCUGACGACAACUCGCCUGGUUGCUGAUGACUUCCCUGUCCUUGAAGAGCUCCUGGCCAUCGCAGAUGGAAUGGUGCGCCGAUGCUACUGCUCCACGCGGCCUGGUGAGGUCGUCGUCUGCGAUAACUGCGGCAUCACGGCCUGCUCCGGCUGUCGUGGAAACCCGGAGCACAAUUUCGGCACCAAGAAGCCAAUACGCCGCAAAUUAUCUACUGAGCAGGGCAAGGUCAACCUCAAGAAACUCGUGCCCGCAGUCAUCAAGCUGCCCAUCCCGGCUGAGGCCGUUCGGCAGGGGCUUGGAAACGUCAAUGACAAGGAUUACCGCUCCGUCGUCACCUGCAUUCUGGAAUCGAACAAUGACUACUACUUCGACGACAUCAAAGUCACCGAGACCGUGACUGUCUGCUACAAGCGCGCCGACAGUAUUGCUCGCCUUGUCCUCUCCCCAGAGCCAGGCUCGGUUUCCUACUGGUACAUCUACGUGGCACCCUGGCACCCAAAUCGCCCUAGACUCUCGGCCACAUUCGACUUUGAGCAGCCCAUCGCGCGGGGGCAGGUUUCUGCGAGAUACUAUGAUAGCUCUCAGUGGUCUGUGUGGACCCAUGGUCGUGUCCGCCUUACACUGCGCUUGGCCAGGAAUGAAGCCGGUGCACUGGUUGCUGGCAAUCUGGCCUUUGCGGGCGACAGCAAUGCUCAGUCUAAUCCGACCCUGAUGGCCUGGAAGAGGUUUGUCGAGGAGAAGUUGCGCGGGACAUACGUCCACCUUCCCGACUGUGGCACGGCAGGAAAUGCGCUGCAUAUCAAGGCGACAUCUUGCCCUGCUUCCCCCGUCUUCAUGAUGUGGGACUCGGCACCCCUCCGCAAUGCCGAUGAAGACCACUUCGUGUGGACUCAGACUGUGAGGAGAAUGGAACCCCAUGAGCAUCGUGAAACUUUGCUCUGCGCUUCACCGGCGCUUUCCUGGGACCUCAAAUCCCCCGAACUGGGAUCGGUGGACGCCUUCUGGCCCGGAUACUGGUCCAGUCCUGAUCCGUAUCCGAAUGAUUCGGAGCCCAAAACGACAGAAGUCGAAGAGAACGCCGCCCAGCUCCGCUGGGGCUCGACCGAGGCCAUUCGCACCGCGUAUUGCCACAAGGCAGGUCGUGUUGUUAAGCCAAUGCCCAUCUUUGCCGCCGUCACAGCGCCUUUUCCCAACUUCCCCGUGCCGGCGGCACUGCUCUCCAGGAUCGACAGCCUCCAAUCCGGCAGCAACAUGUUCUACGUCAUUCCCCCCGCCCAGUGUGAUGCUUUUCUGAAGCUGUUUGCUUUUCUCUCUCGCGAGUUCCGAGGAGCGAGAAUGCCACUCAAUCUCGCUGAUUUUCCACACCUCGAGGGCAAAUGGGUCGCAGUUGAACACUGCGAAACGUGUUCUGUGACUCCGCCUCAGAUCACCGUCUACACCAAGAAAGACGGGAAGAAGGCGUCGGAGGAAGAGGGAAAGGGCGUAAAGGCCAUCAUCGAGGACCCGGACGAAGCUGCGCUGUUCGAAAGGCAGUACCAAGACCUUCCCAGGGCGGUGGCAGUUGCUGCCCGUCUCAUGCAUGACAUCGAUGGCGCAAGGACAAUGGAUAUCAUGCUCAUGUUGCAGCCCAAGACCCUCGGGUCUCGAGCGCGCGGAUACCUGCUGCAGGCACACCGCGCUCCGGGCCGUGGUUGGCAAGACGUGUGUUCCCAGGCAGAGACAUCCUUUAAAGUGGUACUCGACUAUGCGCCCUCCUCAGUUACGGAAUUUGCACCAUUCAGCGACUCCGUCCGCCCCUGCGCUAAGGACCAUACGGCUGGCAUCAACCCCGACAUCAAGUGCGAGUUGCCGUCCCGGGGACCUCCUCGGUUCACCCGCACGGACACCGUCGGAAGGGGAAAGAAGGCGACGAAAAGGAAGGUGGAGCACAAGCUCAGGUCGAGUCAGGAGGAGGCUGUCAAGUGGAUGAUGCAACGCGAGCGCGCGUCCUUCGACUUCGUUAAGUUCGAAAUCGAGGAGGAGGUGGUUGCGCCGCUCAAUCUCCGCGUGGUCGGCAAGGCCGAAUGGCCGAGUCGCUUUCCAUUCAGCUCCCGUGGCGGCGUCAUGGCCCACGAGGUCGGCUAUGGAAAAACCGUCGUCACGCUCGCCCUGCUGGAUUGCAUGCGUGGCUUUGACACAGGCCAGUCCAUCACUGAGCGCCAGGAGAAAGUUGAUGACGCCUGGGCAAAAGAGCUGUCUGAGUCUUUUGAGCAUUUAGAGGACGUCGGCCUCAAACCCGAGUCCUUUUUCGUCCAUCUAUCCGCCACUCUCAUCAUUGUUCCCAAGCACAUCACGACGCAGUGGGAGAAGGAGGCGGAGAACUUCCUCGGGCUGAAAUCGCCGCAAUUGCUCGUCAUCAAGAGCCCCGCUAGCUUUUGCAGGCGAGACAUGCUCCAGAGCCUGCAGCAAGCCGAGAUCAUCAUCGUCAGCAGCGCAGCGUUUUCUUCUUCGUUCCUGGAGCAGCUGGUGGGGAUUGCUGGAAGCUCCCGUGAUGGCCUCGGUGGGAGGACGCUGGAGGCCUGGUACCGCCGCGCGUUGCGCAACUACAGAAUUCUGACUGCCUACUUUCUUGCCGGCCGUGCUGCUGGCAUCCCUGAUCAGAAUCUCGUGCAAGAGAUGACGGGGAAUCUGUUGACAAAGCUGGUCGAGAAGCAGCGAGCUGAGAUCGACGCGCUGGUUGAGAAGCAGGUGCCCGAGAUCGACCGUAGCUACUACAAGAAGCCCAGGACCAAUGCCAAGACAAAGGCCAAGGGCAAGCAGAAAGACGAUGAGGAUCAAACUGCCGACCAAGAGGCUGAGGCUCAGUCUGCUAAUCAGGAGGCCGACAGCGAAACCGCCGUGCAAGAGGCCGACGGUCAAACUGCCGAUCAGGAGGCCAAGGGCAAGGGCAAGGGGAAGGGGAAGACAGAGGAAAAGGACACCAAUGGAUGGCAAGUGAACUGGAUCCACGCUUGCAGCUUUUCCCGCGUCAUCUGGGACGAAUGCUCCUAUGACGACAUAACCAUUGCCCUCUUCGUUGCCAAUGCCGUGGCCAACGCCAAGUGGCUGAUCUCGGGUACACCCAAGGUCUCCGACCUGGAGCACGUCUGCAACAUUGGCUCAGCCUUUGGCGUUCACGUUGCGCGGCCCGAACCACGCAUCAUGCCCGGUCUGCCCGCGCUGACAAAUGGACCCGAGCUGAGUCCGAUGUCUCGCAGCGAAGAGUUCCACGUAUACUCUUCCGGCGUGAAGUCGGUAACUCUCGCUCUCGAGAGGCACAACAUCGCCCAGACGUUUGUUGCUGCAUACUUCCGCGCCAACCCCCUCGAAGAGGUCAACAUCGAGUCCGAAGAGCAUGUCCGGGCCGUCGUCAUGUCGGCCGCGGACUUUGUCCGGUACCACAUGCUCAACCAGGAGGUCAUCAACGCUGGGUACGACUACGCGGCCCUUCCUGCUCAUGCCCGCUCUCAAGUGGCGCUGAAGGGCAGCGACUUGACGUGCAGGGGUGGAUCCGCCCAGGCCAAGAUGAUGCUGGGUCUGGUUGCCUGCGGCCUUGGUCAGGGUCGAGGCUCGAUGGAUGACCUUGAGAAGGAGCUUGCACGCCGAAGCGAGGAGCUUGCCAAGCAGAUGAAGUGGCUCUGGGACAAGGCCAUGUGGCUUCAUCGCUGGAUCCGGGAUCUCGAGAAGGAGCUCGACAAGAAGUCCAAAGACAACAGGGAUAUUUCGCCCAUUCUAGAUACGUUGGCUCGCGUCGAGAUCAUGUGCGAGUGUCUGAUCAAGCCGGUGAAGUCGGCAAGGGAGGGGCAUUUCGAGGAGUUUGGCGGCGAGGAAAUGUUCCUUCGCGAGAUGGCAAUUGUGGCCGGCCUCCCAAGUAGCCGUUCGUCAGACGUCGCCUUUCUCCGAAAAAUGUGGGAAGCGCACUUUGGGAGAGAAUGGGCGGAUCACUACCACAAGGACAAGGCGCUGCACACUUGGCUGGAUUUUUUCAAGGUUAGCCGAUCCAGCACCGUCAAAGAUCUGUCCGAGAAGCAGCUCCGCCUCAUGGCCAAGGACAUUUGCUGGCUCCGGUACAAGAUCGACCCCAAUGCGGCACCCCUUUCCAAUAUCCGGUCAGGCUGGGACCUAGCCCGGGCUGUGCUGGUCCCGAGUAUCCGAGGUGGUCCACGAAGGCCCAUUCCGGAAGGUAUCGAGGAUUGCAUCGCGAACGACAAGCUGAUACUGAGCAGCCUCAACGGGAAGGAACUGGGGGAUUUCUUCUUGGCAUGCAUUGCAACGCAGCCGGACAUCCCAACCUGGGAUAACGCCGCCAAGAAGUCGUUCGACCCCUUCAAAAACACUGACCACGACGGCAAGCCCAAAAAAGCCGCCCUCCUGGACCGAGCCGCGGAGCUGAACCUUAAAACUCCGAACCAGAGCAUCGAAAAGCUCAAGGAGAUGCUCUGGCGGCACGAGCAUGGCCUCAGCACGUCUGACAAUUACCGCGAUGGCCGAGCCGCGCCUGUCCGGCAUCGGGACUUUGAGUCGGCGUUGGGUUGUAGCCAUCCCAAGAUUGACAAGAAGAUGGAGACUGCCAACGAGGAGCUGAAGCGGACGCUGGUGCAUCUCGCCAAGACGGUCGAGGAUCUGAGAGCGACGGCCCUGGAGGCCAACUUCGUGCGCGACUACGCCGCGCUGGCGAAUGCAAAAGAUAAGGAUUGCUUCGUGGCCAAGAAGGCGUGCCGUGGGUGCCACAAGCUGCUCACGUCGGCGUCCGGGUCAUUCCUGGUGGUGGCCUGCGGACACUUCCUGUGCGGCGGAUGCAGGACCACCGCGGGCUUCUACUGCCCCGUCAAAGAUUGCCCAGCCUUCAUCCGCGAGCGGCCGGUUCUUCGCUGCUCGCUGGUGCCGUGGGCCAUGAGCAAGGAACAGUUCGCAAAGGCCGAGUGCGUUGCAGACCUGAUCAAGAAGGAGAUCCCCGGCGACGAAUACGUGCUCGUCUUUGCGCAAUACGGCCCGCUCAUCGACUCCCUGGCGCGUGCCUUCACCAAAGCUACACUCUCCUUCGUCAACCUGGCAGCCGAGAGUGACAACAGGAUCGCCGACAAGCUCGAGGCCUUCAAGGACAAGAAAGCCGGACAGAUUCUGUUGCUUGACAUCGACAGCGAGACCAGCGCGGGUAGCAACCUGACCAAUGCCAACCACGUCAUCUUUGCGAAUCCGUACGUGCAUCCCGACGAAGAGCACCGGGCCAGAACGGUGAAGCAGGCCAAGGGCAGGUGCAUCCGCACUGGGCAGGAAAAGAAGGUGCAUGUGUACCAUUUCAUGGUCUCGGGGACGAUCGAGGAAGAGACGCUGCGCGGUUUGGCUAGGGAUAACCCGGCGGUGGAGAACUUCUUUCAGCAGUCGGAGGAGGUUCCGUGGUGGUUGGAUGGGAAGGAGUGAGCAGCACUGGGCCGAGGGAUGGGGGUUGGGUGUAGGGAUGUUAAAUGUAUCUAUUUCGAGCUUGGCGGUGGCGGUACCGAGGAGUGGGAUGCCCAGCCACAUGAGUCCAAAGCGGGAGGAGUCAACGAGGGGACCAGGACGGUCGUGAGUGUACAGGUCAUGUUUCUUGAGCUUGGCGGUGGGGAAUUCGAGGGAUUGGGAAAUGCUGCAAGCAGCAGCUUCAAGCUUGGGAUACCUCACCAUAUGAGUCCAGAUCGGAAAGGAUCAUAGCUGUUCAUGCGCUUAUCUGC
Messenger RNA from Parathielavia appendiculata, 8085 nucleotides. RefSeq lists its product as uncharacterized. Lineage: Eukaryota; Fungi; Ascomycota; Sordariomycetes; Sordariales; Chaetomiaceae. Gene Ontology annotation, biological process: nucleotide-excision repair. Gene Ontology annotation, molecular function: ATP binding; ATP-dependent chromatin remodeler activity; methyltransferase activity. Bases 365 to 7795 code for a protein of 2476 amino acids. Gene Ontology annotation, cellular component: nucleus. The record is from RefSeq and is a predicted model, not a curated record. The transcript is spliced from 3 exons.